AUGUUCGUUUGUGACGUGAAUGGAAAGGCAGUGGCGGUGCCUUGCAAUGCCGAGAAGAUUUUGGUAGUGGACCCGUCAAAGGGUGAGGCUUCGGCCAUCGACAUUCCGACUGGCAUUGAUGCAAGAAGGGAUUCCAAGUUUUGCUGCGCUUGCUUUGUGAAUGGCAAGGCAGUGGCGGUACCAUUCAAUGCUGAAAAGAUCUUGGUAGUGGACCCUGCAGCAGGCCAGGCUUCGACCAUCGACCUUCCCAAGAUCCUUGACACACAAACUUCGGCCAAAUUCUGCUCCGUGUGUAAGGUGAAUGGCAAGGCAACGGCGGUGCCCCAGGACUCCACGAGGAUUUUGGUGGUGGACCCUUCGACUGGCGAGGCUUCGGCCAUCGACCUCCCUGCGGGCAUUGACUCAAGAAAGGUUUCCAAGUUUGGCUCCGUCUGCAACGUGAAUGGCAAGGCAGUGGCAGUGCCGCAGGAAGCUGAGAAGAUACUGCUCGUGGACGUGGCGGGCUCUGGUGAGCGUACCCGUAGCCUCGACCUGACCCUGCACAACACCGAGGUGCCAUGGAAGGCCGAGUUUGCUGAGAUGGUGGCGGCGGUGCUUAGCUACUGGAUCUACACCGAUGACCCGAAGCCCCCACACCUCCAGCAUGCAGCCAUGACAGUCCACCGGGUGACUCAGCCUGGCGAGUUCGGCUCGGCGGUAAAGAUCGCAACUGUCACCGCUGAACUGCCAUCCGAAAAGGUGCUGUAUGUCGUCUUCAAGGGCACUUCGUACAUUCUGGACUUCCUGAAUUGGAACCUUGAGCUGGACCACGCCACUACCGAAGAUACCGACUUCUUCAUCCACGGUGGAGCUGCUGGAACACUUCGCGGAGCGCAGUUCUGGAAGGAGCGUGACUUCUUGGAGCGGCUGGCUUCCGCGAAGGCGCAGGGGGUUCAGAAGAUUGUGUUCACCGGCCAUUCCCUUGGAGGGAUGUAUGCCGCAGCGCUGCUGUACGUGGCCUGGAAGAAGAUCACAGGUGGUCCCUCAGACGGCCAGCAGCUUCUGAAGUCCUUCGAUGUGCGUUGCGUCACCUUCGGCUCCCCGAUGGUCUUUGGGGGCGGGUCCCAAGGAUCCAAGCAAGCAAAAAGCUUCCAGGAGUUCGCCCAGGAGCGUGCCGCGAACUACAUCCACGCCAACGACCCCUGCCCUCGGGCCUGGGGCGCUUUGGAUCUGCGUCAGUUUGUGGAAGCUGCGGCCCGGAACGUGCAGAACGGAUUGGUCGAUGAGCUUGGCUGCAUCAAGGGACAAGUUGUGUCCAAAGUCGUGGAAGAGGCGGCUCGGCAGGUGUUGCAGAGACCGGAUUUCAACCUCCUUGAAGACUUUGGCAGAAAGUACCAACAUUUCAUCCCGCUAAAGGUAUUGACUGGCACUAAGCAGUUCGUGAACUGGAAAGAGUUCCAGCUGACCCCAGACUGCUUGAAGGACCACUCCGUACAAUCUUACGUGAAUCGGCUUUUUGACGCUUUUGACGACUGUCGCCCGGACUGCCACGUGCAUAGCCAGCUGCCCUAA
Symbiodinium natans is the source of this 1551-nucleotide messenger RNA. NCBI's taxonomy places the organism in Eukaryota, Dinophyceae, Suessiales, Symbiodiniaceae. The record is from the annotation of a GenBank genome assembly.